Aedes aegypti (yellow fever mosquito) is the source of this 2236-nucleotide messenger RNA. RefSeq lists its product as uncharacterized. The coding region runs from base 256 to 1764 and encodes 502 amino acids. The transcript is spliced from 2 exons. The record is from RefSeq and is a predicted model, not a curated record. Gene Ontology annotation, molecular function: GTP binding. Lineage: Eukaryota; Metazoa; Arthropoda; Insecta; Diptera; Culicidae.
UGACAAUCCCCUAUAACAUGCCUACUGAGCAGUGAACCUUAUCUCCUAGAUAGCGUUAUUUGAUAGUUCCUUGUUGGUAAGAUACAAAGUCUCGUUUAUUUAUAUUUCAGUCUUAUUUUGGCCGUUGAACCGGAAACUUCAAAAAUACUAUAUCUGGGAUUAGUCAGCUGAAGCAGUAGAAUCAAACACAACACUGUGAGCUUUUUUGAACUGUAUAAGAGAUCGAAUAUCAUUCCAAACAACUUUCUACGCAACAUGGAUAAAUCAAUGUCAGCUGAAAAUACCCCUGAGGGCAAAUACAGCAUUCUAGUAAUUGGAGAAACCGGAACUGGAAAGUCAACUUUGAUCAAUUAUUUGACCAAUUUUUUCCAUGGUGGAAAACCCGGUCAACUAAGACUCUCUAUUCCUUCGAAGCAUUACAAUGCAACGGAGGGUUUAAACCAUUCUGAAAAAAAUGCAGCAGAUACUUCGAAAAGCCAAACAAGUAAAUGCAUGGAAUAUGAUUUCAAAAAGGAUGGACUUGUGUUCAGCUUCAUUGACACCCCGGGACUUUGUGAUACUGAAGGCACACACAAGGAUGAAGAGAACAUCCUGAAAAUUAUGCAAGCUGCAGUAGACAAGGGGACUUUGGUGGCAAUAAUGAUCGUAAUAAAUGGAACGCAACCGAGAGCUACAACGAACCUACAAUACACUUUAAAUCAGAUGCACAAUUUUGUACCAGAUAGUUUUUUAGACAACAUUGUAGUUGUUCUCACAAACUGCAAUCGAUUCAGUGCAAAUUUCGAUCUAUCCCAUCUGAAACCAUGGAAAGUACUUGACAGUAACUCAUUCUACAUGGACAAUUUUGCUCUCAGUAAGCCGGAGAAGGCAUGGAAAAAUGACAAAGAACAUGAAAAAUACGUUGAAAACGGUUGGAAAGAUUCGAUGGAAACUAUCAGAAAAAUGAUUAAUCAACUCAAAGAAAUGGGUAGUCAAGCGACUAGGACGUUUAAAGAAAUGUAUAAGAAAAGGAACGAUAUCAAUUCAAAUAUCAAAAAUAUCUUGAUAGAUCUAGAAAAACUUCAAAACUUACAAAAUAUACUUGAAGAAACCAAAUCAAAUCAGCAGGGGAUUUCAGACGAUAUUGAAAAGUAUUCCAAUUACAAGCAAACACAGGAAGUAGAAUGCAAGGAAUAUGUAAAAUCUGAUUUUAUGAGUAGAAUAUGUGAGACUUGCUCCAAUGUUUGCUAUAAGGAUUGGGUUCAAUCCAGUUCAAUACUUGGGAUUUAUACUAGUUCAAUCUAUAAAAUUUAUAAAUGGACAACUGAUCCUCUCCAUAAAAUUGUUGGCAGAGACUACUGUUACAAGUGUAAUUGUUCGCUAUCCGCACAUUAUGAUACAGAUGAGGUAGCAGUUAUUAAAAUGAAAACCGUUGAAAAAGUGCUGCAUGAGAUAAAAGCCUUACACGAGUACCAUCUGCAAAGAAAUGUCGAUGUUGAAAACAAAAUCAGCGGGUUGCAUGAUGACAUCGCAACAGUGCAAGGUGCUUUAAGAGCGAAAGAACAGGCUAUCCGCACGUGUUGCGAGGACCUCAAAAAGGUUUGCUCUCAUUUCAAUUUUGUGAAUGAGUUGGGUAGUAUCAUUGAUGUAAUGCAGAAAACAGCCAGCAAUUUGAGGUCAAUUGAAGCGAAACGAAAUGCUAAUAAAAUGAUCGAUGAUUUGAGAUAUUUUGUCGACAAACUUACGGUUGGGCAAAAAACGGAUGACUCUUGUUUUCUCGACUAACAAAUAAUAUAAAUUUACUAGGGUGGCUGCUCCAGUGACAGUGUGUGUCCAGUUAAUGUUGGUGCAUUUGAAGCAUGGCACCUAUAAAAAUAAAAUGUGUGUGUGAAAACAUAUUGAUAUUUGUUUGGAAAAUAGUAGUAGACAAUUAAAAACCUUCACUUUGUUAAUCUUUUGCGCCAGUAAUAAUGGAGAACAGAAGUGAGCAAAUACUACUAUUACCAGAACAUGGUCCAGUGAACCACGUAUCGUAUAAGAAUGUGCAUCCAAAAUCACAUAUUCGUACAUUAAGAUCAUAAAUCAAUCCGGAAAGCAUCAUGUGAAAUCGCAAUAACUUAGCGAAAUUUGUCACCAAAACUUGGUAUCUGCUGACCUGAGCAAUAUCAUAACCAAUAUUAUUUAAUGUUAGUAUCGUUUCCAAUUAAAGACUGUUAGUCUCAAUAGUAAAGGUUACGAAUAAAGGACAUACAAAACA